ACACAAAACCCAUUUAUGUCAACACAAUCCCUGCAAAAGCUGCUCAAUAGAGUAAGAGAGAACCUGGGUAAUGAAAGGAAUUGAGUGAAAGGGAGACAUUCCAUUUUUCAAGCUUCAACUGCUUCGGGUUUUGCCGUUUGGAUAUGCCUUCUUCACUACGUCGUCGCAUGCCUCCCGGGGUUUAAGACAACACUAGAAAUGAAGAGAGUGAAGGAGACUGGAUGGAUUAUAAUCAGAUAAAAUUGUCCUCCGAGCAUCCGGAAAGCUCUUUCCCUGUCUGGUUCUCCCUUUGAAUCAAUGUGUAUCUUCGGUGCAUCUUUGCCCAUAUAGAUGGAUUCUCACCAUUAGCUAUUCAGUGUGCUUGUGAUAGUUGGGGUUUCUUUUCAAGUAUUCUGUGAUAUGAAUAUUAUCAAGCAGCUUCUGCCCAUUAAAUCUGGGUUUGGUGGUGCCAAAAACCAUUGUAGAGCAUCCCUUUCUUCCCUCUUCCAUUCAUCCCCUGCUACCACAGUGGAGGUUCAUUCCCCAGAACAGGAAGUAGUGAUUGCUUUGGGAAGCAAUGUCGGUGACAGGCUUAAUAAUUUUAAUAAAGCGCUAAAAUUAAUUAAUAAUUCUGGCAUACACAUCACAAGACAUGGUUGUUUAUAUGAGACAGCACCUGCCUAUGUAACUGAACAGCCUCGUUUUCUCAACUCCGCGGUCAGAGCUGCAACAAAGCUUGGGCCAAAUGAACUGUUGGGAGCGCUUAAGAAGAUUGAAAAGGACAUGGGUCGUACUGCAGGGGUAAGGUAUGGGCCAAGACCAAUUGAUUUGGAUAUAUUAUUCUAUGGAAAGUACAGAGUACACUCUGAUAUUCUAACUGUACCCCAUGAAAAAAUUUGGGAGAGACCAUUUGUUAUGGCCCCGUUGAUUGAUUUAUUGGGAUCAGAUGUGGACAAUGAUACAGUUGCUUGCUGGCAUUCUUCUGCAACAAAUUCUGCUGGACUUUUCAAAUCAUGGGAUAAUUUAGGUGGUGAAUCCCUGAUGGGAAAGGAAGAAUUAAUCAGAGUUUUACCAAUUGGAAAAUCCUUUUUACACUGGGCAGAGAAAACUUAUGUCAUGGGCAUUCUUAAUUUGACCCCAGAUAGUUUUAGUGAUGGAGGGAAGUUCCAGUCUGUGGAGGCUGCAGUGUCACAGGUGCGCUCAAUGAUUUCAGAAGGGGCAGAUAUAGUUGAUAUCGGUGCACAAUCAACAAGACCAAUGGCAUCUAGGCUAUCCCCUCAGGAAGAAUUGGAUAGGUUAAUUCCUGUCUUAGAAGCAGUUGUGGAUAUGCCAGAAAUGGAUGGAAAGUUUAUUUCCGUGGACACUUUUUAUUCACAAGUUGCAUCAGAAGCUGUCAGGAAUGGGGCUCAUCUUGUAAACGAUGUAUCUGCUGGUCAGUUGGAUCCUAGCAUGUACAAGGUUGUCGCUGACCUUGAGGUCCCUUACAUUGGUAUGCACAUGAGAGGAGACCCAUGUACAAUGCAGAGUAAUGAGAACCUACAGUAUGGUGAUGUUUGUAAAGAGGUUGCCUCUGAAUUAUAUUCUCAGAUUAGAGAUGCAGAGUUAUCAGGUAUUCCAGCUUGGAGGAUUAUCACUGACCCAGGAAUUGGAUUCGCAAAAAGAACUGAACAUAAUUUGGAUAUCCUCAUGGGGUUACCAAACAUACGGUCUGAGAUUGCCAAGAGAAGUUUGGCCCUGUCUCAUGCUCCUAUGUUGAUUGGACCUUCAAGAAAGAAAUUUUUAGGUGAAAUUUGCUCUCGCCCUGAUGCAACGGACAGAGAUCCUGCAACAAUUGCUUCUGUGACUGCUGGGGUUAUGGGAGGUGCAAAUAUUGUGAGAGUACAUAAUGUUAGAGGUAAUGUAGAUGCUGUGAGGCUUUGUGAUGCAAUGCUGAAAAGGAGAAGAUCCAUUGUGUGAUUCCAUUACAUCAUAUCUUUUUUCUUUUCCAAAGACUCCAGCUGCCAGGUUGUUUGCUUCCGUUUCUUCCUUUUCGAGUUGAGGCCUUGAUGGUGUAACUCCAUAAAGCUGCCAUGUGAAAUGUAGAAUACAUGGUUUCAGGAAUCCUGAAGAACCAUUUUCUUAAUAUGAGUUUGCUGAUAUAGAACAUUUUUUUGGCUGAUUCAGCUGAACAUUAUAGCCCUGAACUUUGUGUGUAAUUCACUGCUUUACUGCCUUGCCUGUAGUCAAGUCUACCAGAAUUUUCAUCCUCAGUUGAACC
This is a messenger RNA of Tripterygium wilfordii, 2236 nucleotides long. RefSeq names its product folate synthesis bifunctional protein, mitochondrial. Gene Ontology annotation, biological process: tetrahydrofolate biosynthetic process. Lineage: Eukaryota; Viridiplantae; Streptophyta; Magnoliopsida; Celastrales; Celastraceae. The transcript has 4 exons. Gene Ontology annotation, molecular function: 2-amino-4-hydroxy-6-hydroxymethyldihydropteridine diphosphokinase activity; dihydropteroate synthase activity. The coding region runs from base 400 to 1935 and encodes 511 amino acids. The record is from RefSeq and is a predicted model, not a curated record.